AUGAUCUUAUGCCCAUGUGUGAAGUGCAUAAAUCAAUUGAUAAAGACUCGGGAAGAAGUGUUUGAAGAUCUCAUAUUGAAUGGAUUUCUAAGGAGUUACACAAUUUGGAGUUUCCAUAGAGAAGCUUCAACUUCAAAUACAGAUCCGGAUGUACAUAAUGUGGUAUGUGAUGAAGGUGAUAGGUUUGAUAGCACACAAAACAUGUUAAAUGAGUUAUGGGAGAGAGAUGCACUUGAAGCAACUGAGAAUCGUGCCACAGGUGAGCCUGUAAUGGGGCAAAAUAUUGAGUCAGAGAAGUUCAAGAGAUUAAUGGAAGAUGCAAAGCAAGAAUUAUAUCCCAGAUGCAAUAAGUUUACUAAGUUGUCCUUCCUUAUUCAGCUAUAUCAUAUAAAGUGCCUCUGCAAUUUGAGUGACAAGGCCUUCUCAAUGUUGCUAGACUUAUUAAGAGAGGCACUGCCAGAGCAAAAUACAUUGCCAAAUUCCUUGUACGAAGCAAAGAAGAUUAUUAAAGAACUAGGACUCAAUUAUGUAAAGAUUGAUGCAUGCAGCUAUGACUGUAUGUUGUAUUGGAAGGAAUCAGCCACUGCCACCUCUUGCAAAAUAUGUGGCACAUCAAGGUAUGAGAAAAGAGAAAAUAAAGGCAAGAAAAUCCCUGUUAAGAUAUUACGUCAUUUUCCUCUGAUCCCAAGGCUGCAAAGGUUAUACAUGUCUACAAAAAUAUCUUCUAGUAUGCGAUGGCAUCAUGAACAACAUGUUGAUGACCAACGGUUACGACACCCAACUGAUUCUAAAGAAUGGAAGGAAUUCGAUAUGCGGUAUCCAGAUUUUAGUAAGGAUCCUCGUAAUGUGAGGCUUGGUCUAGCAAGUGAUGGAUUCAAUCCGUUUAAGACGAUGACUUUAACGCAAAGCAUGUGGCCUGUUAUGGUGGUGCCAUACAACUUACCCCCAUGGAUGUGCAUGAAGCAACCCUUCGUCAUUCUUACAUUGCUUAUACCUGACCCAAAACAACCUGGGAACAAUAUAGAUAUAUAUUUGCAGCCUUUAAUAGAAGAAUUAAAAGAGUUGUGGCAUAAUGGUGUUGAGACAUAUGACGUAUAUAAGAAGGAGACAUUUAAGUUACAUGCAUGCUUGUUAUGGACCAUUAAUGAUUUUCCAGCAUAUGCAAACCUAUCGGGUUGGAGCACUAAAGGUGCAUUGGCUUGUCCUUGUUGCAACAAGGAUACCUCAUCUCGUUGGCUGAAAUAUGGGGGAAAAACAUUGUUAUUUGGGCCAUCGUCGAUUCCUUCCCAGUGA
Molecule: messenger RNA, 1293 nt
Organism: Macadamia integrifolia
Lineage: Eukaryota; Viridiplantae; Streptophyta; Magnoliopsida; Proteales; Proteaceae
Exons: 1
Coding region: 1-1293 (430 amino acids)
Source: RefSeq, a predicted model, not a curated record